Messenger RNA from Stylophora pistillata, 657 nucleotides. RefSeq names its product 50S ribosomal protein L25-like. The record is from RefSeq and is a predicted model, not a curated record. Lineage: Eukaryota; Metazoa; Cnidaria; Anthozoa; Scleractinia; Pocilloporidae.
AUGAGUGAGAUGACAACUAUUGAAACAAAACUUCGCGAUUCUAUUGGCACAGGGUCUGCACGUGCCCUACGUCGUGAAGGAUUUAUCCCGGCUGUUUUAUAUGGUGGCGAAGGGGCAAAACCUGCACAUUUGGCUAUUGAUGAGCGCAUUAUUAUUAAAGGCAUGCACCAAGAAAGAUUCAUGUCUAAGGUAUUAGAUAUCAAAGUGGGCUCAAAAACUGAAAAAGCUUUGGCACGUGAUGUUCAACUUCAUCCCAUCUCUGACCGUCCAAUGCACGUUGAUUUUAUGAGCGUCAGCAAGAAAAGUUCUGUGAGUGUGGCUGUUCCUCUUCAUUUUAAAAAUGAAGCCGCCUCUCCAGGGUUAAAACGUGGCGCUGUUCUAAACAUCGUCCAGCACGAGAUUACUUUGAUCUGCCCUGCAGAUUCUAUUCCAGAGCAUCUUAGCCUUGAUCUUACAGGUCUUGAUGUGGGGGAUUCUUUACAUGUUGAUGCCUUAGAACUUCCAAAAGGGGCAAAGCUUGCAAACCCUGAUGUAGACAAUACACUUGCAACCAUCGUUGCGCCUUCCAGCCUCAGAGCGAAAGAUCAAGAAGAAACUCCUAAAGAGGAAGCAUCCUCUGAGGAAGAGAGCUCUGAAGAAGGCGAAUCAAAAGAAUAA